AUGAGGCUCCUUAGGGAAAGGAAAUUCACCUGCUCUGACGAGGUAUAUUGCAUCGAUAGUAAAGACUCUACGAGAUACGCGGAUAUCAUCGCAUUUUUCAAUACAGGAAGGACAGCGCUGAUCUUGGAUCCAACUGAUUUGAGAGCAAUGACCUCGAUCAAGCUAAGAAAUUCCGUGAGACCUUCGGAGAGAGAGAGAGAGUUCACCGUGAGAGGCCUCUGGUUUGGGUCUCGCGGAACUAUCCCAAAAAGAACAAGGAAAUUCCUCGAGGAACUAGGUGUCGACAUUAAGGACGUAGCGAGGUUGGCUGAAAAUACAGUCCUCGACUCCCUGGGAAUCAUUCACCCCCACGUGCAUGGCUAG
This is a messenger RNA of Nezara viridula (southern green stink bug), 363 nucleotides long. Lineage: Eukaryota; Metazoa; Arthropoda; Insecta; Hemiptera; Pentatomidae. The record is from the annotation of a GenBank genome assembly.